CAGUGUCUCCUCCUCCCGACACGCAGAAUCUGCUGCCCAGCCCAGGGGUUCCAUCAGCUCACAAUGUCUAAGAAGAUAGUGAUCAAAGCUGACCUCGUUGGCCAAAAAUGCAAGAGCGAGAUCCUGGCAGCUGUUUCCAAGCUCCAAGGGAUCAAGUCCUUGGACAUCGACGCCGACAAGUGCACGCUGACGGUGGUGGGCACCGUGGACCCGGUGUGCGUCGUGCUGAGGCUCAAGAAGAAGUGCUUCGCGGCGUCCAUCGUCAGCGUGGAGGACGACAAGCCCAAGCCGAAGGACCCCUGCAAGGAGGCGUGCGAGAAGCUCUGCAAGGAGAAGUGCGAGAAGAUCACCUGCUGCAAGGAGUGCAAGGAGAAGUGCGAGAAGGAGUGCAAGGACAAGUGCGAGAAGGCCUGCGAGGCGUGGCUCGGGAAGGGCUGCUGCUCCUGCGGCCGCUGCAGCAAGCCGGGCCCCGGCUUCUACUGCAACCCCGGGCCCAGCUACCCCUACCACUACGGGUGCCCCAGCAGCUACCCCUACUACGCCUGCUACGAGGAGAGGUCACCUGAUGGAGCGUGCGCCAUCCAGUAGGUUCUGCUGCGAGUUCUGCUGCAUACCGUUACUUCACCGAGACAUGGUCUCCAGGGGUUGUAUCUUGCUAUGGCAUGUUUGUGGAUUCUGCUCUGCAUUUUUCUAGUUUCUGUUCAUUGCUUUUUCCGUUGUACUAUGUGUAUGGUUUGAGAAUUUGGAUGGUUAGUUCUCUCUCACUGAAGGUAGAGUAUGGCAGUAUGCUGCAUUCCUGUUGUGGCCUGGUUGUCUGUCUACCUGUGCAAUGAGUGUUCU
This is a messenger RNA of Panicum hallii, 840 nucleotides long. RefSeq names its product heavy metal-associated isoprenylated plant protein 43-like. The transcript is spliced from 3 exons. NCBI's taxonomy places the organism in Eukaryota, Viridiplantae, Streptophyta, Magnoliopsida, Poales, Poaceae. The record is from RefSeq and is a predicted model, not a curated record. Gene Ontology annotation, molecular function: metal ion binding. The coding region runs from base 64 to 588 and encodes 174 amino acids.